AUGUCUAGCAAACUUGCACCAAUCUCCUAUGCCUCAUCUAUCGUUGGCUUUACAAGCUUCGCAUUUACAUUCUUUACCUUCGUAAGGGUGUUCUGGGAGACGAUCUUGACAUUAUGGUCUGCACCCAAACAAAUGAUGGGCCAACUCGACAAUUUGAGGAUCGAAAUACAUAACGAGAGAGCCUAUUUCAAGUCCGCAUUGAGACGGACAAAGUCGAGAAGUAGGAGUGUCAAGAGGCACCAUGAAGAUAUUGCACCUUUGAAAAUUCUUAAUGGCACUGUCAGGCGUAUCCAUCGCGAAUUCGUCAGAUUGGAAGAGCCCUUCUUGAACACCUCACCCUCUAGAGCCGAGGAAGACAUCGAGCGCCAUUCCGAGGAAAGCGUUGAGACCAAGUAUGCCUCUAUGACCCUCUCGCGACGAUGGAAGUGGAUGCGGACCAAGUCUGAUAUCCUUUCGAUCGCUGAGCAAGUCGAUCGGAUUCAAACGCAAAGAAUAGCUUGUGAUACUACCAACUUGUUAAUGAAACUUCAUACGAUGGACAAAACCUUCCAGGAUUUUGAGGAUAGACUAUGGGAUAUUGAAGAACACAUCAUGGGCGAACGGCUGGACGACGGAAAGAUCUACAUCAAAAGACGAGUCGACCGGUCACCGAAUAGAAUCAUCGCGAAUGGUGUGGAAGCUUUCAUGGCACCGAUCACUGACCGCAUGGUUCUAUGUUCCAAUCGGCUCGUAUGCGAGACAAUUCUUGGAGACCGGAGAACCAAGAAGCUUGUGCACGUGAUCGACAUUCCCGCCGGGUUUGCUCUUCGAUACAUCAAUGUGUUCUUCACGCCUUCAUUCGUCCUAUUACCGCUCAGUCCAUCUGUGAGCGGUGUCGAAGUAGGCAAGAUCAUUGCCGUCUUCUUGAUCGGCUUUGUGGUGAUGUUUGCAACUACCGCAUACUUCACUCGCGGACUUCAGCUGCUGCUCGGCAGCUCAAAAAGAGCUAUCAUCGAGCGAGCCGAGGAAAUGGGCGUUGAAGACGACGACAUUCCCCUGACCCAAUUGCCCAGGAACCCACCAACGCCCGAGGCUUCUUCAACGGACUUGGGAGAAACCGAUUACUCUUCGGGCGAAGCAAGUCAGAAUAUAGCUCUUCCAUCCCGGACCCAGAAUCCCUCGCAGGUCCGCAUCACCAACGGCCCACCCGAAUCCGAAACACUCACCACAACGACUCCCUCGCAGCCCAUACCCCGACAAGACCCGCUCCCUCCAACACGCCCCCAAAAAUGGGCCACCAUUAUCAACAUCCACCUCGACACCCUGACCUACGCCCUCCUCUUCCUCCUCAUCGGCCUACCGAUCUACUACUCAACCUCCUACACCAUGCCCGCGCACCUCACCCUCUCGAUCCUAACCUACUUCCUCGCUCUCUCCCUGCCACCCCGCCACAAACGCAUCAUCCACCCCGUCCUCCUCUCCUCCUCCCUCACCAUCCUCCUCAUCUGGCUCCUCGCCCUGUCGAAGCGCUCAACCCUCCACGCCGCCCUCCUGACCUACAGCACCAAAACGCGCUACAUCCAGCUCUUCAACGACGACGGACCGCACCUCCCUCCACCGGGCGCAGGCGACGUUUUCGGCUCCGUCCUCGACGUCUCCAUCGUCGCCCUCGCCCUCCCAAUGUUCCAGUACAGACUGGAGCUCAAACGCCACUUCCCCAGCAUCAUCCUCCCGAACGUCCUCAUGGCAACCGGUUCCCUCUUCGGCUACCCCUCCCUCUGCCGCGCCCUCGGUAUCUCACCCGCUCGCUCCCUCUCCUUCGCGUCUCGCUCCCUGACCCUCGCCCUCGCAACGCCGGCCACGCAGAACCUCGGCGGAGACUUGCAGCUCGUGGCCGUGCUGUGCAUCAUGAGUGGCGUCAUGGGCGUGCUUGUCGGACCUACGUUGCUGACGUGGAUGCGGAUUCCGGAGGAUGAUUAUGUGACUAGGGGUGUGACGUUGGGAGGGAAUAGCAGUGCGAUUGCGACGGCGUUGCUGUUGGUGAGUGAUCCGCGGGCGGCGGCGUUGAGUAGUUUGAGUAUGUCACUGUUUGGGACGGUGAUGGUGGGAUUGACGAGUGUGCCGGUCGUUGUUAAAGUCGUUGGGGGGUUGGCGGGGGUGGAGGGAUAG
Messenger RNA from Letharia lupina, 2148 nucleotides. RefSeq lists its product as uncharacterized. The record is from RefSeq and is a predicted model, not a curated record. The transcript is spliced from 9 exons. The coding region runs from base 1 to 2148 and encodes 715 amino acids. NCBI's taxonomy places the organism in Eukaryota, Fungi, Ascomycota, Lecanoromycetes, Lecanorales, Parmeliaceae.